GUGCAUGGAUUCAGUAGUUUUCACAAUAAAAUUCAUUGCAGUGUGAUUUUGUCUAUCAUUGACUCUACUUUGUGUACAGCAAUCUGAGCGUGUGCUGCCUUUGCGUAAAAAUAAUGACGAUUGUGUGUGGUGGUCGUGCGUGGAAAUCAGAGAAUAAAUUUUGACCGAACGGUGUUUAGCGAGUAUAACUUCAAUCAACGAUUCGACGACCUUUGGCCACUUAAAACCAAAAAAGUCUGCAUAACUUCUGAGAGAACCAUUGGCCCAGGAAAUGGCUCUAAAAGGGUUGAAGGUGCUGGAGUUCGCGGGUCUGGCACCCGGACCAUUCUGCGGAAUGGUAUUGGCGGACUUUGGAGCGACUGUCACUAGAAUAGAUAAGACGCCGAUCAACAGCUUGGAUGUGCUUCAGAGUGGGAAAAGAACGUUGGCUUUAGAUUUGAAGAAACCUAAAGCGGUGGAAAUAGUCCGAUCGCUAUGUCGUACAUCCGAUGUGCUAAUAGAACCGUUUCGACCGGGAGUGAUGGAAAAGUUGGGUUUAGGGCCGACUGAAAUCAUGAACGAGAACCCGCGGCUUAUCUACGCUCGAUUGACCGGUUUCGGACAAAAUGGUUCCCACGCGGCUCGAGCUGGCCAUGAUAUCAAUUAUGUGGCCCUGUCGGGAAUACUAUCUUUGUUUGGUAGAAAAGGCGAACGCCCAACUGCUCCGAUCAAUUUGGCGGCUGACUUCGCUGGCGGAGGCUUGUUGUGUGCUUUUGGCAUUCUGGCUGCCUUGCUGGAGCGGCAUCACUCGGGGAAAGGUCAGAUUGUAGAUCACGCUAUGGUGGAAGGUGCCGCCUAUGUUGGCAGUUGGCUGAUACGUUCGCAGAGCCUCCCUGUUUGGGGUAAGCCUCGUGGAGAGAACAUUCUGGACACAGGAGCCCAUUUCUAUGAUACGUUUGAAACCAAGGAUGGAAAGUACAUGUCGGUUGGUGCGUUGGAACCUCAGUUCUAUAAAGAACUCCUUCAAGGGCUGGAUUUGCCGAACAAUAUAUCGCAGUAUGAAGAUGAUGAUAAAGCGCGACAUCUGCUCGAGGCUGUCUUCCGAACCAAAACCAGAGAUGAGUGGACUGGAAUCUUUUCCAACAGAGAUGCUUGUGUCUUUCCGGUGCUCGAAUUGGACGAGGUAGAUAAGCAUCCGCACAACAGAGAGCGCAACGCUUUCCUAGAACGAAGUCAAACGAAGGAGAAUCAACUGGUUCCAACACCCGCUCCGAAACUCAGCAGGACACCUGCCGUAUCUGGAGCGCUAUCCGCAGACAAAGAUGAACUGCAAAUGGUGGAGGAAAUAUGCAAAGAGAUAGAUUUAGGAGCAAAGGAUGUUGUUGAACUGUGUAGGGAAAAAGUUAUUCUAACAAGUAUCAUGCCAAAGCUAUAGUUCAAUUAAUAUAGGAUCACUGUUUCGGACAGGGUACAGUAGAAACUUUAUAUUUAGGCUCUUAUUACUUUUAUUGGUAUCGGAACUGUGGCUUGGCUUUAAUUGUUGGUGAUAUAAACGACUUAUUUACAAGCACAUAACCUCUGUUCUCUAUCAUAUGACAAUCCGUAUAACAUCUACAGUUACUCAUAUUCGUACUGAACAUUGUUUUAACAUCAAGUUGGUAAAAUACUAUAAAAUGCUAUAUCGAACAUGAAAUACUCUUACAGUAGAAAUGUAGGACCUAUAUGUUAUCCAUUUAUCGACAAUAUAGGGAAAUAUGGUCCAAUGCGGAUCCUGCUUAAAUUCAAACCACCAAUAUUUCUGUGAAAUUUUAAAUUCGAAUCCCGUUAGUCAAUGCUUUCCUCGUAUUACAUGGUUUUGGCAUGCUGAUCUUUGUUUGUUUCCUCAAAAACUCCUACGAAACCUGCGAGAGCUCCGAAAAAUGGAGGAU
Messenger RNA from Aedes aegypti (yellow fever mosquito), 1907 nucleotides. RefSeq names its product alpha-methylacyl-CoA racemase (gene Amacr). Gene Ontology annotation, biological process: bile acid metabolic process. Bases 272 to 1414 code for a protein of 380 amino acids. Gene Ontology annotation, molecular function: alpha-methylacyl-CoA racemase activity. The transcript is spliced from 2 exons. NCBI's taxonomy places the organism in Eukaryota, Metazoa, Arthropoda, Insecta, Diptera, Culicidae. The record is from RefSeq and is a predicted model, not a curated record. Gene Ontology annotation, cellular component: mitochondrion.